ACAUAUGUGCCCUUGAAGGUUGUCGCUCUGUGUUGUAGGCAGAGCAGCCUCUAUCGGAAUACAUGUACCCCAGAUUUAUCUUGUAUAUAGCCAAUGUCAGUCGUCAGCCGGUCUAACCGUAACCUUGGCCUAAUCAGGCGCCUGCGUCGAGGAAGGCGACAGUGUCCGAAUUCUUGUUCAGUUAAUGCCAACGAUCUCGUUGCACAUUACGGUGGUGUGGAAAUUGUUUCUGUGCCGUAUUCCCUAGAACAGAUAACAUGGAGGUUUCUGCAUGCUGGGUGACAACAGUUAGUCUUCCGAUCAGAGUGAACUUUCAGGGGACGAAGAGGAAAAGUACAGUGGCCAUUGCACCGUCAAAGAUGAACGUUCACGUCGUGCAAAGCACCUAUCAUCAGAAGCCAGGAACUAAAUUCUUAUCAGGAAUAAAAUCUACCGCUUCUCUGGCCGGAGAGGGGAAUUAUAACCGUAUCGAAGAUGGAGAUAUCCCAAAAGUGGACAGCUGGAAGUGGUCUAUGGUUGUAUCCUACGAUGGAAGCAAAUACUCAGGUUGGCAAAUACAGCCAAAAAACAUCACAGUACAGAAGACCCUUGAGGAUGCUCUCUUUCAGAUAACGAGAUGUUCUCGUGAAAAUUUGGCUCUCACGGCAGCUGGUCGUACGGAUGCUGGUGUUCAUGCCUGGGGUCAGGUUGUACACUUCUGCACUCCAUUUAUGCUGAAGAAAUUGGAACCCCUACAUACGUCACUGAACUCGAUUUUGCCGCAAGAUGUCCGGAUACGAGAAAUUCGAGCUGUGCAGCCUGAAUUUCACGCUCGCUACUCGGCUCUUCGGAAAACGUACAAGUAUAAGGCCGACUUGGGCCCUGUUAUGGAUCCAUUCCAGCGUUCCUAUGCUUAUUUCUUCCCUCAUGUUAUUGAUAUGGAUUCCAUGCGAGAAGCAGCGUCGCUUCUAACAGGAGAGCACAACUUUUCUGCUUUCGCGAACACUUCGCUAAGGGUGCUUGAUAAUCCGAUCAGAAAUAUCACCAAGUUCAGCGUUGAAUCAGUGGGUCCGCAGUUGAUUUUCGAAGUGGAGGGAACUGGGUUUUUCUAUAAGCAAGUUCGUAACAUGGUCGGGCUGCUUUUGGAAAUCGGAAGAGGGACCACCUCUGUUAGAGCUGUUUCUGAUGUUUUGGCCUCUCAGAAAAGGGAGAAGCUCGCUGAAUUUGCCCCUACUGCACCCGCACAUGGUCUUUACUUGAUGACCGUUCAUUAUGAUGAAGCACUUUUCUUCCCACCAGACUCUAUACCGAAAACGAGCUUGGGUUACCGUCAGAUUACUAAUCAGCGGGGCAUGAACUCUUUCGCUAUCUCAGUCUCAUGAGUGACAUGGUGGUCAAUGCAUCACCUCAAACAUUUACAGUAUUUCAUAGGACGAUUGCCCAUAUGAGGUGUUCUCCCUUUGACCGUCGCCUUAGACAGGCCAAAAUCUCUAACCUACCAUAACGAACUUACUAUUUCUUGGUUGUUGGAGCUUCGAAGUAUUGAUGCCCAGUCGAAGUAGGUGACUGGCCUUCAGGUGAUUCUUCUCAGCCGGCUUGAUUGUGCGGAACUGCAAGCUCUUAUCUCAGCAUUUAACGUAAAUAAUUCUCUGCAUUACGCAUAAGACGGAGGAGCUUGAACACAAAAAAGGGGCAAGGUUUUACGAGUCGAACGUGGCGAAUAUGCGGAUAUCUACUCUUGACCCUCUGUUAUGUGAUGCACUUGUCAGGUUUUGGCAGUUAAUUGUCUGCAACAAAUUUUUUAGAAAGUGCACUCCACAGAGGACGUCUUGACGCCUAGUGACGAAAUGGAGUGGAUCAAGUUUAUUAGUUCCCCCACAUUGCAGUAUGUAAAGUUGUCCACUUCACUGUAAAUGAAUAAACGUAGUGCGUUUUCCUUACUGUAUAGUUGUAUUUUCAGUAAUACAGUUUCAGUACUGUAUAUAUUUUCACUGUGCUAGUUACUCAGCACACUUCCAGAGGUUUCGAGUUGCUCUGUGGAGAAGCCCAAGCUAGUGAAAUCAUACGUUUCCAAAGAACUACUGGAUUUUGUUUCUGGAAUUUAUGCAAAUAUGUAAUGAUGCCUGCUAGUGGUGGACAAUUCACG
Marchantia polymorpha subsp. ruderalis is the source of this 2125-nucleotide messenger RNA. NCBI's taxonomy places the organism in Eukaryota, Viridiplantae, Streptophyta, Marchantiopsida, Marchantiales, Marchantiaceae. The record is from the annotation of a GenBank genome assembly.